GGCCCUCGCCAGACCGUGCGAGACACCACCGGGUGACGUCUCCUUGUUAAUCCCUCAUUUCUCUACCGGGGUUGUUUUCUCUGCAUGCAUGCAUGUGUGUGUGUGUGUGUGUGUGUGUGUGUGUGUGUGCAUAUGCCAGAGAGGAAGCGCAAUGGCAACUCAGGAGUAACUUUGACACUUUUCGGACCUGAUUGAGGUUGCAUGGUGUUGUGGACUUGAUGCAUGGCCUUUGCACGACCCCGCUCCGCGUUGUUGUUGUUGUUGUUGUUGAGGUGGGACUGAGCGCGCUCAGCAGCGGCCAUGGCUCACACCGUGCACGUGAAUGGCAACGGCCCAGGCCGAGGCCAAAGAUGUCCAAGCACAGAUAACGACAAGGACUCUGUGGCUCCGUACUCCGUCGAGACUCCCUACGGUUUCCAGCUCGACCUGGACUUCCUCAAAUACGUCGAUGACAUCGAGAGGGGCCACACCAUUAAGAAGCUGAGCAUCCAGAGGAAGCCCAAAGGGGGCAAACCGGCAACGGCGCCGCCGCCGCCACGGACCCGCACCGGCAGUGCCGGCGUGCGGGCCGAAUGGACGUCCACAGACUCGCUAUCGUCUUCAAACAGCGACGACAAGCAGUCGCCGGUCUUCUUCAGUGCCAAGCCCUCCCAGGUAUCCGCUCCGCUGACGCCCAUCCUCCAAAGGGCGGCUUUUGAAACAGCCCCACAGCAAUCCUACUCCAGCCUCGUGGAGCCCAAGCUGCUACUCCCGCCGCCCUCGCCGAGGUUGACGCCGCGACCCAACCCCCAUGUAGAAAAGACCCUGAUGGAGACCCGACUUCGAUUAGAACAGGAGCGUCUGUUUAUGCAGCCGUACAGCGAGCCUCCGCUGCCCCGCCGUCGUCUUGCCAGCUUCGGGGGAACGGGCUCAAACAGCUCACUGUCCUCAUACUCGGGGUCCAUGGCGCCAAGUCAGAUCUCCCCCAGCACCCUUCAGCCUCUACCCAUCAACGGCCACGUCAACAAUGGAGAGUACAACCUUUACUACCCACCAUCCAUGGGUAGCUCCAUCCGACACAGUCCCAUGAGCUCCGGCAUGGCCACACCCGUGACUAAUGUCAGCCCGCUACACCUACAACAGAUCCGGGAGCAGAUGGUAGUUGCCCUCAGGAAGCUGAAAGAGUUAGAGGAGCAGGUGAAGACCAUUCCCAUUUUACAGGUCAAGAUAGCAGUUCUCCAGGAGGAAAAAAGACAAUUGGCCGCUCAGUCCAAAAAUCAAGUCCCUGGUGGUUUCCGCAAGCGCUCUUACAGCGUGGGCUGUGCCGACCAGAUGGAGAACCCAGGUCCCAUCCAGAAAGAAACUGUGUUGCAAAUCAUCGAGCCUGAAGCCCAGCAACAGAAUGCUCAGCAGCUUGAAGAGUUUAGGCGUCUGGCUGCGGAAGUCCAAGCUCUGGAGAAGACCACUCUUGACAAUAAUGGCUUUGAAAGUCAGACGGACAAUCAGAACCAGGCCCUCCAAAAGUCAGUCGGUGUCGUGACUGAUGAAAACAUGAACAACCGUCAAGUCCGGUUGCCAAAAGAACGUUGCCAUCGGGACGUAGGCGUGGCGACAGAACGCCUGGAAACCCGCAGUGCUUUAGUGGGUGUGAACGAAGCCAUGCUCGGCGUGUCCAGCGAGGCAGAGAAGGAGAUCGAGCUCCAGCAGCAGACCAUCGAAGCGCUGAAAGAUAAGGUCUACCGCUUGGAGGUGCAGCUGAAAGAAACUACUCACCAGAUGGAGAUGACAAAGCUCAAGCUGGAGCUCCAAGCAGCUGGCAGUUCGAACAAAAAAAAGGCGGAUAAAGGCUUCAUGGUGAGGCCUGAGAUGUACAACGUCUCCGUGGAGGCCAAAGUCUUAGUGCAAAGCCAGGGGGUCGGUGACCAAGUCGUUAUUGCUGAAACUCCUCAGAGUUUCUCUGUAGGAGUGUCCUGUCACCCUACUGUGCACAGCAUUGGUGUCGGCCCUGAGAACUUGCCAGAUCAACUUUCGGUGGAGGCACUGCAGCGUCAGCUAGGCGUGGACUUAGAGGUUUGUCAGGUGGGAAUCAACACGGUGGAGUCUUUGGACUGCUCAGCCUUCUGCAAACCUAUGACUGAGUUGAUCAAGGAGUCGCGAUCGUUCGGCUGCGGAGAUUGUUCUGUGGACGUGGUCGUCAGUCCUUUCAGGACGAUGGUGUCGCAGGGAACUGACCCAGACCUCGUGACCAAGGUCGACUCUUGUGUCAUGGCUGCCCCCGAGUUAGCAACUCAGAUUACCAACACUGAGACAGAAGUUGUCAGCAAGUCCACCAACACAAAAACAGCCGAGCUGACGGACUCUUGCACGGACACCGCUUUGUCGACCUGUGACAAGCACACCAACACCGCUGCCGCAGAAACGAGGACGGUGGCUGCGGGCGAGGGACUCGUCAAGGACGUGCACUCGGCCCCAAAGAUGCGCUCGGUGGCUGUAGGAACCGCCACGGAUGUAGAAUCGCUCCUCGGCCAGUCCAGCUCUACUAAAACCAAAGAAUGUGGAGUGGGACCUGUCAGCGUUCACGAGAACUUCUUGAUCGGAUUGAAAACGCGCAACAUAGCAUGCGGUCCUUCCCUGCUCCUCAAACCCGUCGCAUGCAGCAAGGAGACCGCGGAGGAGACCGUGGAGGAGACCGCUGAGGCCGGGCCAGCGCAGGGCGGCGCCAGGCUGGACCAUUACAUCGAGAGGGUGCAGAAGCUCUUGCAGGAGCAACAAAUGCUGCUGGCCGAGAACUACAGCGAGCUGGCCGAGGCCUUCGGACAGCCCCAGUCCCAGUUUGGGUCCAUCAACAGCGAGCUGGUCAGCACGCUCUCGUCCAUCAACUCUGCCAUGAAGUGCGGCAGCGUGGAGGACCUCUUAAAGCUGCAGAUGGACGCCGCAGACCCAGACGGUGGCGUCCAGGUGGCGUCCAGCGGUCGCGCAGACAGAGCCGCAAAGACCACGUCGCAGCACAUGAGCGCGGCCGAGCAGAAGAGUCGCAUGGACCUGCAAAUGUCCUCAGCACUACACGGUCAGCCAUCGCUAAAGUCCAUCAUGAAGAAACAAGACGGCCACCCGGACUCCAGCAGCACCAAGAAGAACCUGCAGUUUGUGGGCGUGAACGGCGGCUAUGAGACCACGUCCAGCGACGACUCCAGCUCGGAGGACAGCAGCUCCUCCGAGGACGAGGAGGAGGAGGAUGAGGAUGGGAAAGAAACGGAGGGAUUCCGGAAGUUGGAGGAGGAGGAAGAGGAGGAGGAGAAGAGUGUGAGGGAUGAGUUCCAGCCGGAGGGAGCGGAGGACGUGGACGUGACCGAGGAAGGCCGUUUGGAGACCAGAGAAAGGCAGGAGCUCAGCGAGAAGAUGUUGGCGGCGUGUAACGUCCUCCAAAGUCACCUCAGCGACCCCAAGGAGGUCAGCAGUAAAGAGAUGAGGGCGUGCGUGAACACGGUGCAGCACGAGUGGUUCCGCGUGUCCAGCCAGAAGGCGGCCACGGCCGGCGCGGUGGACGACUACCUGGCGGGCUUCGGCGCCGUGUCGCCGGCCGUGCUGCGCCACGUGGUCAACAUGGCGGACGGCAACGGCAACACGGCGCUGCACUACAGCGUGUCUCACUCCAACUUCAGGGUGGUGAAGGAGCUGCUGGAAGCAGACGUGUGUAACGUCAACCAGCAGAACAAGGCGGGCUACACACCCAUCAUGCUGGCCGCGCUGGCUGCCGUGGAAACGCCCAAAGACAUGCAGAUCGUGGAGGAGCUCUUCAGCAAAGGCGACGUCAACGCCCGAGCCAGUCAGGCGGGUCAGACGGGUCUGAUGCUGGCGGUCAGCCACGGCAGGAUGGAUAUGGUCCGCGCCUUGCUGGCUCACGGCGCCGACGUCAACGUGCAGGACGAUGAGGGCUCCACGGCGCUGAUGUGCGCCAGCGAGCACGGGCACGUGGAGAUCGUCAAGCUGCUGCUGGCACAGCCCGACUGCGACGCCACGCUCAGCGACAGCGAUGAGAGUAACGCUCUGUCCAUCUCUCUGGAGGCGGGACACAAGGACAUCGCGGUCCUGCUCUACGCACACGUCAACUUCUCCAAAGCUCAGUCACCAGGAACGCCUCGACUGGGCCGAAAGACGUCGCCCAGCCCAACUCGCAGAGGUGCGUUUGAUUAGUGCGCCCACGUCGGCCUUAUGAGAGACGCCUUAAUGUGAAUGUACCAGCAGGUCGACUCCUGACUCUUUUUCAACUUUUUCCUCCGUUUUUUUUUGGGUUUUUUUUGCAAUCCAACAAAUGAUAUUUUCUAUUUUUUUCGCCCCCGAGUAGUAAAGUUGUGUACAUAUUUUGAUCUCAAGUCCAACAUCAGCCAAUGAGCUCCACUUUUAUACAAAUCCUUUGCAUCUAUUUAAAAGAAACUCUACAGUAUUUUCAAUAUUUCCUAUUAUUAUUAUUAUUAUUACAAAUAUUGAUCCAUGAAGUUCUGUAUUUAUCAAGGUAUAGUUUUUAAAGCAGAUCUAUGUAUUUCGUUGUACAUACCGCUAGCUCAACGCCACUUUCUUUUCGUCUCCUUUCCACUUUGUGUCCUUUUAAAUUGACCUCGACGUCACCAUGUAACAAUAAACAUCCAUUAAAAGAUA
This is a messenger RNA of Nerophis lumbriciformis (worm pipefish), 4635 nucleotides long. It is a transcript of the gene kank1a, whose product is annotated as KN motif and ankyrin repeat domains 1a. NCBI's taxonomy places the organism in Eukaryota, Metazoa, Chordata, Actinopteri, Syngnathiformes, Syngnathidae. The record is from RefSeq and is a predicted model, not a curated record. Gene Ontology annotation, cellular component: cytoskeleton; cytoplasm. Gene Ontology annotation, molecular function: protein binding. Gene Ontology annotation, biological process: negative regulation of actin filament polymerization.